AUGGACCCCGCCUCGUAUGAGGCCGUGGCGGACACGCUCAGCCAGUCGGCGCGGGAUCGCAUCCAGCACCAGCGGGGCCUCCUCUCAGGCGAUCCGCACCUGGUGUCGCGGGCAGCGCAGAAGGAAAGUGACGUGCUCACGGAUCGGCUUGGCAAGGUUGGCGCUGAGCUCGAGAAGCUCCAGCAGCAGCAGAAGGAGGCUGCCGCGCGCGGGGCCGCGGCCCUUGCGCAAGUGGGCGGCGCGGCCGCCGCCGCGCCUGGCACGCCGCCUGGCCAGUGCGACGGGCUGCUCCAGCAGGCGCGGCUGCUUGGCGACGCCGAGCUCGGGGCCAAGCUCACGGCGGUGGCGGCGCAGCUGGCAACCGCCCAGCAGGAGCUGCAGGCGAAGGCCGCGCAAGCCCAGCACCCCACCCUGUUGCGCCUGCUGGCACCGCCCCGUCAGGCGGUGCCCAGCCUGGCGCCGCCAGCGCGGGCCUCCCUUCGGGAUGCGGCCUCGCGGCGGCAGGGGCAGCCGGUGCAGGGCAGGCUGCGCCGCCUCCUGCAGCUCCUGUGGGUGGCGCUGACCCUGAUGAUCGGCGACGAAGAUGACAUGGAUCUCGACGAGGGCGCCAAGCGGGCCAUCAAGCAGCGAGCCAUCGAGCUGUUCGGCCAGGCGCUCAAGAAGCUGCGCACCACUCAGUACGAGCACAAGGUGCCGCAGCGUCAGCGUGACGCGCAGGAGCAGGCGCUGCGCAAGACAGGCUGGAAGGCAGCCAUCAACCCCGCCGUCCGCGCUGGUGCCGCUGAUGGCGCCUCUGACAGCCUGGCGGGCUUGUCUGGUGGCACUUUGAUUGCCACGCCUGUUCGUUAUGGGCUCAGCCAGCUGGAGGGCCUCCCGCACUGCGUGUGCCCAGCCAGGGCUUCACUGCUGCAUCUAAGCCACGGUCCGAAAGGUGGCUUGCUUGUUGGCACCAUGUACCUGCACGGCUCUGAAGACCUCAGUGAGAGGAAUAGGCACAUCCUCUGCGCCAUGGGCCAGGCCGUCAAGAGUGCAGGGCUUCCUUUCAUCCUCAGUGCGGACUGGCAAGUCGCGCCCGAGGAGCUCACGGAGAGUGGCUGGGUGGCAGGCAUUGGUGGCGUCGUGGUAGCCCCCAAGGUGGGCACGGUCAGGCCGUCGGAGCGCGUCAUCGACUACUUCGUGAUGUCGCCCUUCCUAGCCGCAGGAGCGCAGCUGACCGUUCUGGAGCACAUCGCGAUCAGUCCGCGUCGUGCAGUUCAGGUUCGGCUUCAG
Molecule: messenger RNA, 1269 nt
Organism: Prorocentrum cordatum
Lineage: Eukaryota; Dinophyceae; Prorocentrales; Prorocentraceae
Source: the annotation of a GenBank genome assembly